Molecule: messenger RNA, 1407 nt
Organism: Drosophila obscura
Lineage: Eukaryota; Metazoa; Arthropoda; Insecta; Diptera; Drosophilidae
Product: cytoplasmic dynein 1 light intermediate chain 1-like
Exons: 1
Coding region: 34-1407 (457 amino acids)
Biological process (GO): microtubule cytoskeleton organization; microtubule-based movement
Cellular component (GO): centrosome; cytoplasmic dynein complex
Molecular function (GO): dynein heavy chain binding
Source: RefSeq, a predicted model, not a curated record
GAAAGUGAGAAAAACGUUUAAACAGUCGCGAAAAUGGCAGAAGAAAAGGCUAAAGAGAAUCUAUGGUAUGCCAUAUUGAAUGAGCAAAAGCCACGCUUCAGAAAACUGGUAUCAAACAAAUCUUUACUCGUUUUGGGUGAUAAUGGCACCGGCAAGACGUCCCUCAUUGCCAAGCUGCAGGGAAAGAAGCCCCCGAAGCAUGGAGCCGGCCUGGAGUAUGCCUACAUUGAUGUGGAGGACGACAGCAAUGGAGACAAGGCGCAGCUGGGAGUGUGGACAAUGGAUGGUGACACUGGGCACACAAGUCUGUUGGCCUUGGCCCUCAACGUAAAUAACUUUGAAGGUGCACUCGUCAUGCUUACAGUUUCGAUGACAGAGCCCUGGACCUGGCCGGAGCAACUCAACCAUUGGAUAAACGUGCUGGAAGGCCACAUCGAAAGCCUGCCGCUGGCUGCCGAGCAGAAGGAGGCGGCACGCAAGCAACUGGCAACAAAGUGGCAGAGUUACUGCUACCCGGGAUCGUCUCUGAAACAAACAAGCGUCGGUCUAAACAGUGCAAUCGAUGGGGAUGAUCUGUUGCCGCUGACAGAGGAUGAACUUACCACAAAUCUAGGUGUCGACCUUGUCGUUGUGGUCACAAAGACGGACUGCAUGGCAGCCGCCUUUCAGUUGGAGCACGACUAUCGUGACGAGCACUUCGAUUUUAUGCAGCAGUGGAUACGCAAAUUUUGCCUUCGUCACGGCGCUGCACUCUUCUACACGAGCAUCAAGAAAGCCACAAACUGUGAUUACCUCCAGAAGUAUCUUUUGCAUCGAGUUUACGGUCUGCCCUUCCAAACUCCACCAAUGGUCGCCGAGCCGGAUGCCGUAUGCGUUCCAGCUGGCUGGGAUACCCUGAAGAAGAUUGAUAUUUUGUCUGAGAACAACCAUGGCAUCCAGGCCGAUAGUGACUACACGGACGUCAUCAGGGCGCCUUACACUGGGAAUGGGAUGUACAAUCGAGAUUUGGAAUUCGUGGAAACCGUGGACGAGCAGGCAUUCCUGGCCCGCCAAUUGGAGAUCCUCAAAAGGCUCGACCAAGAGCAGGCACAGGGAGGCGGCGACACCAUACACCGCACGCACCGAACCAGCACUGGACUGCGCUCCACCAUAAUAACGGAUUCACCUGAAUCUGCUGGUGGCGAGGGAAUUUUGGCCAAGUUCUUCAGCUCGCUUCUACAGAAAAAGGCGGCAACUAGCACUGCUGACGGCUCGGAGUCUGGCCGCAACGAUACCGAGAAGUUGGCAGUUCCCUUGGAUCCGAGCGCAGAUUUGGAUCGCUUCUCCAGCAAUUGGAAGAAGGCAGAUCCGAAGAAGCCAGAGGAACCACAACAGAACAUGAACGAGCAUGAACAAACUAAGAACUAA